UCUCCUCAAUUUCACUAUUGAUUUCCUGCAAUUAUUGUACUCGUCAUAGAUUCACUAAUGAGAUUAAGACGAAACACUAGAAGUUGCAAUUAGGCGCAAAGCAAUUGUACAAUUCACACAAAUCGUAGUUACGGAGAAUAUCAUCAUGGAAACAAGCGCACCAGGAGCUGUAAAAUGUGGCGGUUACAAAUAUGAUGAUGGAACCAGAUACAUUGGCGAUUGGAAUCAAAAAGGGCAAAAACACGGACUUGGCCAUCUUCUCCUUCCAGAUGGCACACGAUAUGAUGGAGCCUUUGUGGGUGGAGUGUGUUCAGGAUUAGGAUGCAUGUGGUUUCCAGACGGAGCAAAAUACGAAGGUGAAUUUAUGCAAGGUUGGUUCCACGGACAUGGAAUAUUUUGGCGAGCAGAUGGCAUGAAAUUUGAAGGUGAAUUUCGAGGCGGUCGAAUAUGGGGACUGGGUUUAAUAACAUUUCAUGACUUCACCCAUGGUUUUCCACGCAAUGAAGGAUAUUUUCAAGAUUGUCGUUUGAUACGAAAGCGACGGUGCUCGGAUGUUGUUCAGCGCGCUCAAAAAGUGGCUUUGAUGGCGAGAGCUCAGUGUGAACAUCCAUUCUAGGUUUGUUAUAAAUUUUAUAAGAAAAAUCUUUGUUCAAAAAUGAUAAAUGAAAGAAUUAAAGAGUACUUCUUCAA
Hermetia illucens (black soldier fly) is the source of this 690-nucleotide messenger RNA. RefSeq names its product MORN repeat-containing protein 4 homolog (gene rtp). The record is from RefSeq and is a predicted model, not a curated record. The coding region runs from base 146 to 616 and encodes 156 amino acids. NCBI's taxonomy places the organism in Eukaryota, Metazoa, Arthropoda, Insecta, Diptera, Stratiomyidae. The transcript is spliced from 3 exons.